GUGUAACCUACGCAAUCGUAAAGUGGCGAUGGCGUUUUGUGUUUUAUAUUCUUUUGUGAAUAAAACCUGGAGUUUGUGCGCAUUUUAUAAUACGAUAUCAAUCUAUAAUUAUAAUUUUUAUCUUUUCAAAGAUCUUCGAGAUAUCAUUGUUUCCUCGUUAUAAUAUUAUCGAAGAUUAAAAAUUAGGGCAGGUAAUAACGAGAAUCAAAAAAAUAUUAAAGAAGAAGCCUCCUCGUUAAAGGAACAGCCGGCGAACGUGACUCAGUUUAAGCAGCAAAUGUAAUAUUCUGGUAUUAACGACGACAUAUUGUUGAGAAUAGAAGUUGAGACAACAGAUGCGUUAAAUACUGAGUACAUGCAAAGCAUUCAUAGAAAUGUCAGACAUAAGAAAAAUUGAAGAUUCUACGAUGGAAACUCAAGAUACUUAUUAUGAAAAUUCAAAAGAUGAUAUAAAUAAUAGUCAGAAUUUUCAACUUGUUGAUACAGAUGAAACAGAUUUGUCUAAAAAUAAAUUAGACACUCAGUCCGAGACUGAUAAUUUAAAAAAUAAAGACGAUUCUAAUGUGCAGCAGAAUAAAUCCCUCAAAGAUAUUGCAGUUGAUGAAGCAAAGAGUAACAUAGAAAAGAAAAGCGAAAUUGUAAGCGAUGAAAAAGUAAAUACUGAAGAAGGUAGUUGUAAACUUGAUAACCAAAAGGAUGAUACGGAUGAUGAAAAUGAUAUCAUUCAAGGUACACCUCCCGACAUGUUAUCUUCACCUAAGAAGGAAGUUCACGAUAGAUCAGAAAAUAUAGGUCUUAAACGUAAAAUAGAUUCUACCGAUAAUUCUGUUACUAAGUUUUUGAGAAGUUCACCCUUGGAAAAUGCAUUAAGUUUAGAGAAAAGCAAAUUUCAUAGCAACGAUAGUCAACAGUCAAAUGAAUCAGAUGACUCUCAACCAAAUAUUGUAAGAAGUUGUAUGUUAUCAGAUGUAAUAAUAGAAGAAACUCAGGAUGUAGAAGGUGAAGAAUUUAUAGAAUCUAGUAAAAAAACUUCCGAUAUUAUCUUAAAUGAAGCCAAAGAUGAUCAAAACUAUGAAUCAUGUCCUGUACAGAAAUUAUUAGAUAAGAAUGAAAAUAAUGCUAACAAAAUUUGUGAAAUAAAUCAAAACGAAACUAUAAACAAUCCUACUACAUCCGAUACAGCUACUAAUGUAACUACUAUUACCACUGUUACUACUACUACCACUGAUACUAUUGCUACUACUAGUACUAAUCCUACUACUAGUACUACUACUACUACUACUACUAUUACUACUACUACUAGUACAAAUAAUACAGAUGAAGAAAAUACUUCAGAUGUUCCAUCAAUGACAAUUAGGGAUGAAAAAGAAUUAUCUGAAAGCCAAGAAAUAUCACUAAUCGAUGUAACUGAGAAAAUUAAUUUAAAUUCUGGCAUAUCAGAUAGUUCUAAAGAAAUAAAUGAACAAGAAUCAUCUAUUUCUUUAAAUAAAAAAGAUGAUAAAAGUUUAACAUCUAAAGAUAUUGAUGAUGAUAUUGAUUUAGAGCGUAAGAACAAUAUUAAUGAAGAAAUAGUAGUAGAUGAAGCAACAGUAAACACAGAAAAACCUGUUGUGACUACUUUCCUAAAUAAAUCACGUAAAAGUAUCGAAGUAGUUUAUGAUAAGGCAACGAUUCUCCAAAAUAAGAAGAUAAGACCAACAUUAGUUGAAAUUGAUGAAGAUGGAGAAAAAAUUAUUUUGGAUUCAUCGGAAGAAAAUUAUAUAGGAAAAAUAGGAGAAAAAGAAGUUUUUGAUACUACAAAUAAUUAUAGAAGUUGCUAUGAUAAUAAAACAAGUAGCGAUUUCAGUUAUAAACCUAUAAUUAGCAAUAAAGAAUCAUUGGUAGAUUUAAAAUCUGAUAAACAUCAUUUUAAUGGAAGUAGUGAAUGUAAGAAAAGUGAUACAGAUGGUACAGCAAGUAUAGAGUCAGAUACAUUUAAUAACGAAUUGCAUUCUACUAUUUUUAAAAGCGAUAAUAAUUUACUUUCUUUGAACAAAGAAUUAAAAAUAUCUACUUCUGGAUCUAAAAAGAAUGAUCAUACAGAUUUAAUAAGCAUAAGUGAUAUCGAACAUGAUGUUUCACUUAUAGAUGAUAAUAGUAAUAGUAAAUCUGAGUUAAAUAAUGCAAAUUUACUUACAAAAGCUUUACAAGUAGAAAGAGAAGUUGGUGUGUAUGUAAGACUUAAAUGUUCGUUACAUUUUGAUGAAAGUACAAAAGAAAUACUGAAUAAGGAAUUAACGAGUGUCCAUUGUGAACCCAUAGGAGAACUUUCAUCCUUACGCUUAAAACCGGAAGAUGCUUCUGCUUCAUUAGCUGAUAUUUCUGGAAAUGAUAACAAGGAUACAUCUCCAGGAUCUGUUAACAGUAAUCCGCAAUUGUAUCAGUUAAUACCUUCAAGACUGUCUCUUCUUUCGACAGUAAGUUCUUCAAGCUCAGCAUCUAGCGCUGCUUCUUUAAUAGCUAAACUUGUAAGUAAAGAUCCACUUUUUUCACUACCUCGAGGUCCAGCUAAACAUGCAAAAAAAACUGUAUACGAAUCAUCGGCAUCACAAAAACAAAGUACAGAUGAAUUAUAUGAAAAGUUAACUAAAGAAUGGAAAAACAAUCGUUUAUUACUAACAGCUGUUUUAAAUUAUUUAAAUACAGAACUGAAUAUGGUAGAUCCUUUAUAUAACCUAAAUAAUGAAAGAUUAGAUGAUGGUCUACAAAAACUUAGAUGUUCUACGCCAGAAGAUCAAGGAGAAAUAGUAAUACAAACAACUACACCAAAAAGUUCGAGGAAAAAUAGAGCACCUAAAAGAUCUCGAUGUAAAAGUAAUAGAGCAGGUGUACAAUCAAAUGGAGAUUGUAAAAUUCCACAAAAAGAUAUCAUUUCUACCCAAGAAAGUAACGAUACUCCUAUUAGUAAAAAGAAAAAUAAAAUAGAUAAAACGGAUAGUGAUACGCCAUCAAAUACCACUACUGUUUCAUUUACAAAAGAUGUAUCAUAUAUUAAUAUAAAUGAUGAAUUGGUUGGUAAAGAAGUAUUUGCCAAAUGGUCAGAUAAUAAUUAUUAUCCAGGCAUAGUUACAGAAAAAUCUAAAUUAAAAUAUAAAGUAAAUUUUUACGAUGGAAAAAAUAAAUUACUCAUAGAGGAAUUUAUUAUACCAAUACCAAAGACUUUAAAAGAUGGUUUAUCAAUUUAUGCGACUACAGCUGAAGACGAUUAUGGUUCCUGUGGAAUAAUAGUUGAAGUUCAAAACCUUAAUAAUGAUAUAUAUUAUUUGGUAGAAACAGAUGAAGGAGAAAAAGUUAAAGUCCAAAUCAAAGACAUUUUUUUGUCAUCGGAUCAAGCGUUAGUAUUAAAGGAAAUGUAUGCAAAAGUAAACAACUUUCCAACUACGCCUAAGAUUUCUGGUCAAAUAAGUUUAGAUAAUAUGGUAGAUGGAAAACGGCGAUCAAAACGAAUUGCUACACCUACAUUAUCUACCCCAAAAUCUAAGAUAUUUGCUGGUUGUUCUAUUGAGAAAAAUAUCAAUAUAUCGGAACCUUCUGUUUCUGGUAUACCUUCUAAAACUAAAAAAAUGGAUUCUUCUGAAAAUGAGAGUAAAUCUAGCGAUUCAAAUUUAUCUGUAAAAGAUGAAAGUCUAUUAAGUGGAAUACAACCAGAAAUUGUUGGUACACCGAACGAGCAGAUAGUAAAAGGACCUCAACACAGGAUAAAAGGGAAAUCGCGAAGUAAGAAAAAGGUUGAGAAUGAAGAAAUUGUUGCAACGUUGGGUCCUAUUCCAAACAACAAUUCGACUUUAUUUAAAGGCAUGUCAUUUAUUCUUACCUGUGCAUCGUUGGAAGUACUUGAUAGGUUUAGAGUAGAUAAUAAAGAUUCUGAUUCUGAAACUGGAACAGAAAAUGAAGAAGAAUGGGUCCGUAGACCAUUUGUAAGGGACAGGUUGAAAACCCAAAUAGAAACUGCAAAGGGCAAGAUAUAUGAUGACUUUGAUUUGAUACCAAAGGAAGAAUAUAAAAACACUAAACUGAUUACAAAUGUGCCAAAUACCACAGCAAAAAAUUUAUUGUGUCUUUCGGUCGGAAUUUCUGCGUAUAAUCAUAAUUGGAUUAUACAAUGUUGUCAAGAGGACACGUUAGUAAAUCCAUCAGCAUUUAUCUUACCUGCUGGAUGGAGUCUAGAAAAAGAAUCUUAUAUUGAGAAUUUUCAGAGGCCUAAUACUAAGCCGUUAAAUCAAGUAAUAGUAAUAAUUCCAAUUAUAGAAACAGAUAAAAAGUAUACAUCAUUUUGGCGCCAAAUAUGUGAAAAUGCAGGUGCCAUUGUUUUACUGGUGGAUGGUUCAGAAAGUAUGGAGGGAUUUGCAGAGGGUACAGUAGUUGUUACUAAUCACAGAUGCCCUUCAUGGGCUGUUACAAAAGCCGACAAAUGGCAAUUACCAUUGCUAUCUACGACAUGGGUUAUUCAAUGUUUAAUCGAAGGGAAAAUCUGUGCAUAUAACUCGCAUCCCCGUUACAAAUACAAUUACAUGUAAAAAUUAAAAUACUUCUUCUCCAGCAAGGUGUUAUUGACCAUAUCUGUAAGUACAACAAAUAUAGUUAUGAACGAAGAAUAAGAAUAAAAGUAUACAUUUUGUUUAUAAGUUUCAAAUUUUUUAAAAACAUUCAAUUUUGAAGUAUUCCUUCAUAUUUACGAUUCGUUUAAUUUAUAUAUACGUACAUUAUAAUAUACGUUUAAAUAUAUGCAUAUAUAUAUUUAAACUGUAUUUUUUAAUAAUUAUAAUUAUAUUAAAUCACUCUUUAUGAAAUACUGUCUUAUCAAUCAUGCUAAUAAUAUAUGAUAUUCCGAAACAUAUCUUUGAUAAACAAGAUUUAAUUUAUCAAUAAUAGUAUAUAAAAUUAUUCAAAAUGUUAUAUAUAUUAUAUUCAACAAUUAUUAUGGUUUUAUCUGUUUCUGAUAUAUAAAAAGUAUGUGAAUUGUAGAUAAAAUUAAAUUUACCCUUUUCUAGUAGACUCAUUAUAUUUUAUUUUAUUUUUUGCUCAUUUCCUACAUAUAUAAAUUGUAUAUUCUCAUGAGCUUAUAUUUGAUUUAUGUUUCAAAACAAAUAUUAACAAGUGGAAGAUUACUUUACUUUUAUUUCUUUGAAUUAAUUCAUAAAUUGUCGUCAAUGUUUAAUUUUGUUUUGUUAAUUAUAAAUGCCUACAUAAGUAUUAACAAAAAAAAGAGCAAAAGAAAAAAGAAAUUUGAUAAAUACUUCUCUGUAUUUAUGGUACUUACAGUGUUGGUAUUGUUUCUCACAAAGCUGUAAUAUUAGAGUUUUGUAACAUUUUGUAUAAAAUAAAAUAUAAAUAUAUAUCAAUUUUAUAUGGUGAACGAGUUUAUUAUAAGGAAUGUUUAUAAUGUCUUAAUUACAAAUUGUGUGAUAUUGAAAUGCAACAAAUAGAUCUUGGAAAUGAAUGAAACAUUUAUAAUUAAUUUUCAUAUAGAUAUACACAUACGUAUAAUUUUACAAUGUUUUGUCUAUCUAUCAAUGUUCUUUAUGGUGCUUAAUACCAAUAUGGUAUUCUAUCAAAACAGGAAGUCUUACAAAAGUGUCUUACAGAUAUCUGUGACAUAAAAAUAACACUCGUAUUAAAUCCUGUUAACAUAAAAUAAUAUGUACAACAUGAUCAAUUAGUUGAUUUAAUUUUACAGUGAUACAAAUCAUUAAUGCGAUAAGUGUUAAUGUAAUAACCAUAAUAUCCAAUUAAUGUGACAUUAUAAGAAAUAACAUCUGUUUAUAACAAAUAACUAAAUAUAACUAUUUAUUCCAAAAAAAGUGAUUAUUUUUAACAAUGCAUAUUACUACACUCAUCUCAUUGUGAUUUGUAUAUAAUAAAUUUGAAUACACGAUUUAUUGUAAUUGAACAAUGUAUAAAUUCAAAUUUGAACAUUUGUUAUAUUUUUAAUCAAUGGUUAUGAAAAAAUGUAUUUUUUAAACAUAUAACGCGCAAAGAAAUAAUGCUUAUACAUUUAUUUUAUAAGAUAUCAUUUGAAUGUAAUUUUAUUUUAUUUAAUUAUAAUAUUUACUUACGAUUAUAUAUAUACAUAUAUAUAAUUAAACUUAGCAUAUAAAUUGAGUAUUGAUGCUUCCUCCUAAAGUGAUGAUAAAAGAUACGUGCGAAUCAUACAUAAACAGACUACUGUAACAUCUUAUUCUCUCCAAUACUCAAAUAUUCUUAUUUUUCUUUUUUAGUGUUAAGUCCGUCGUGCAUUUCAAAAUUAAUUGGUACAUCGAGAAUAGGUGCACAUGUACGAGUGUGUAUAUAUAAAUAAAUAUACGAAUAUUUACAAUUUCUAUUAAAUAAAUUAUAGCCAUUAUGUAAAAUAUCUUUGGGAUGAAAUACAAUUACCUAUUUUGUCAACAAA
Polistes canadensis is the source of this 6430-nucleotide messenger RNA. RefSeq names its product serine-rich adhesin for platelets-like. The coding region runs from base 375 to 4556 and encodes 1393 amino acids. Gene Ontology annotation, molecular function: histone binding. The transcript has 4 exons. Gene Ontology annotation, cellular component: nucleus. NCBI's taxonomy places the organism in Eukaryota, Metazoa, Arthropoda, Insecta, Hymenoptera, Vespidae. The record is from RefSeq and is a predicted model, not a curated record. Gene Ontology annotation, biological process: positive regulation of transcription by RNA polymerase II; DNA damage checkpoint signaling.